GGCAGCGCCCCGCCCCUCCCCCUCCGCGCGCCCUCCCCGCCGCCACCCGCCGACCCUGCCGCCACAGGCGCUCCCGCUGCAGCAGCCGGGGCUCGAAACGAGAACUGCACACCAUGUCUGCUGUUGCUUCCUCUAAAGAAGAUACGAUGUCAUCUGAAAAAGCAGAUGAGAAACAAGCUGAGGCUGAAAGCAAAGCUGAGGAAAGCGAGGAGGAUGAGGAGGAGGAAGAAGAGGAAGAGGAAGAAAAGGAAAAGAGUCUCAUUGUUGAAGGAAAAAGGGAGAAAAAGAAGGUAGACCGAUUGACCAUGCAAGUGUCCUCGUUACAAAAGGAACCUUUUACAAUUACACCAGGAAAAGGACAAAAACUUUGUGAAAUUGAAAGGAUACAGUUCUUUCUGAGUAAAAAGAAGACAGAUGAACUUCGGAACCUGCACAAACUCCUCUACAACAGGCCAGGCACUGUUGCUUCCCUAAAGAAGAAUGUGGGUCAGUUCAGCGGGUUUCCAUUUGAAAAAGGAAGUGACCAAUACAAAAAGAAGGAGGAGAUGUUAAAAAAAUUUAGAAAUGCAAUGUUGAAAAGUAUCUGUGAAGUUCUUGAUUUGGAAAGAUCAGGAGUCAACAGCGAGCUGGUAACCAGAAUCUUAAACUUCUUAAUGCAUCCAAAGUCUUCAGGCAAGCCAUUGCCGAAGUCCAAGAAGACACCAAGCAAAGGUGGCAAGAAAGAACGCAGCAGUACUGGAACAACGAGAAAAACAAAACGCACCAAGUGUCCAGAGAUCUUGUCAGAUGAAUCAAGCAGUGAGGAAGAUGAAAAGAAGGAAAAGGAUGAUUCUUCAGAAGAGAAAGAAAGUGAAGAAGAGCCCCCUAGGAGAGCAUCUAAACGAGAAAAAUCUAAAAAGGUGACUUCCAAACCCAAGAAAACUGUGAAGGGUGCUAAUGUCAAGAAGGCGGAUAGCAGCACUACUAAAAAGAAUCAGAACAGUUCCAGGAAAGAAAGCGAAUCUGAGGAUAGUUCAGAUAAUGAACCUUUAAUUAAAAAGCUGAAGAAACCACCCACGGAUGAAGAAAUUAAGGAAACUGUCAAGAAAUUGUUGGCCAAUGCAAAUUUGGAGGAAGUCACAAUGAAACAAAUCUGCAAGGAGGUGUAUGAGAAUUAUCCCAGUUAUGACUUAUCUGACAGGAAAGACUUCAUUAAAGAAACAGUCAAAGAGUUGAUUUCAUGAUCUGAUUUGACUGGGAAGUUGAAGAUUCCUGAUUUUGUUUCCGUGGAUUUGAAGAUAUGAUAGGCACCAGCAAAAGGAAUGUGUCUUACUCUUGUGGUAUUUAGUCAGAACUGAUUCUGCUGAUCUGAUGCUAAGAGUGUUAAUGUAAAUCGUGUCGUGUAUCUUUUUUUAAAGCAAAAAAAAAAAAAAAAAACAAAAAAACAAAAAAAACCAACCCAACAAAACAUGCAUUUGAUGCACGUUUUAGCUGAACAUUCUUAAGUUUUGUGCAUGGUAAUAAGUGUUCCCUUUUUUAUAGCUUUUGUACAUCUUUGAUUGCUUUGAAUAAUUAGAUUGAUUGGAACCAUCACAGCUUUUUAGUCUGCAUUACUAGCUUGCAGAAGACUUAAAAAUCAAGAUGAAAGCUGUUUAUCUGUGGACAUACAUGCAGAGACUUGAACACUGCAUUAUUGGUUAAAAAAAAAAAUUGAAUAUAUAUCCAUUUUAAAAAAGAACAGGAGUUAAUGGCAUGUUAAUGUCUUUCAUAGUCUGAAACAUUCUACAGAUGCAGAAUUAUUCUAGAUUGUCAUUACUGUCUUGCAUGUUUAGGCACUUGGAAUUGUCAAAGCAUGGUAACUAAUUGGCAUAUAGAUGUUAUUUUUGUACUCUUAAAAGGCUUUCUGUUGUGUAUAUAAAGUUAUUUUUGAUUUCUUUUGUUCAAAUCAGUUUUUAAUCUUAUCUUAGAGGAUUUAUGACAUGAAAUGUCAGUGUUCAGCAGUGAGGCUGUGAUGGAAAGAGAUGCAGAAGUCUGAUUAAACUACGAAUGAGUUGAGGUUUUACGAUGUUUUUCCCAUCUUGUACAGAAAUGAAACUGUAGUUUUAUACUUAAGCUUUUCAGUGUUUAAUUUUGUACAAAGACUACAGAUACGUUUGUUUCAAUGGCUUGACCUUAUAAAUAAAGUCCCUGUAAAGACUAUAGGAAACUUUUUUCAAAUCUCACAUUGCAAAAAAAAAAAAGUCUUUUAGUGUUUGGACUUGAUGGCCUGACGUCUCAGAAGUGGAUAUCCAUGAUGUACAGUUAGGAGGUGUGAUAGCUUUGGAAGCCCCCAGUGGGGGCUCUGACUUGGGCUUUACUGCACGAUUGUAUGGGAGCUCUCUUCUGAACCUCAGCCACAGUGCCUCAACGUGUGUGCUGGUACUCCUAAGUCUGCAGUCUUGAACUUUGACCCACAGCUUUUGGGAUCAAAGUGAACUCUUUGCAUAUCUGUUUCUGCUGUUUUGGUUUCUGUUUUCCAAAUACAUUGUAGCUCAUGUGGAAAGUCCUGCACUUAACAUGCCAACUAACAACUGAUGCUGAAGUGUGGGCUGCCAUUAAUGCCAAAAGCAAGGAAUCUCUUUGACUACAGUAUUAAUGGCAAGAAGAAGCAUAUUUUUGCAUUUUAUUAUUGUACAGUUGGGUAAUAAGUGUUCAUGAGUAAUCUAAGUUCUGGAAAUGUUCAGCCAGUUAGGCUACUCAGUCAUCACCUAUUUUGACUUGCUUUGCGUGUAAUCAUUCAUAAGGCUGAAUGUAACGGGGUUUUUUAUUCAAUAAAUGUCUUUCUCAAAAAUGUAAA
Lagopus leucura (white-tailed ptarmigan) is the source of this 2815-nucleotide messenger RNA. RefSeq names its product DEK proto-oncogene (gene DEK). Gene Ontology annotation, molecular function: histone binding; DNA binding. NCBI's taxonomy places the organism in Eukaryota, Metazoa, Chordata, Aves, Galliformes, Phasianidae. The transcript has 11 exons. The record is from RefSeq and is a predicted model, not a curated record. The coding region runs from base 114 to 1223 and encodes 369 amino acids. Gene Ontology annotation, cellular component: nucleus. Gene Ontology annotation, biological process: chromatin organization; regulation of double-strand break repair.